This is a messenger RNA of Diachasmimorpha longicaudata, 1711 nucleotides long. It is a transcript of the gene VhaAC39-1, whose product is annotated as Vacuolar H[+] ATPase AC39 subunit 1. Gene Ontology annotation, biological process: proton transmembrane transport; vacuolar transport; vacuolar acidification. Lineage: Eukaryota; Metazoa; Arthropoda; Insecta; Hymenoptera; Braconidae. Gene Ontology annotation, cellular component: plasma membrane proton-transporting V-type ATPase complex; vacuolar proton-transporting V-type ATPase complex; proton-transporting V-type ATPase, V0 domain. The transcript has 6 exons. Bases 156 to 1202 code for a protein of 348 amino acids. The record is from RefSeq and is a predicted model, not a curated record. Gene Ontology annotation, molecular function: proton-transporting ATPase activity, rotational mechanism.
UUUUUCCAAUCGAUGCAGCUGACUUCAUGGCAGUGGGUCAUAUGAUCGUUCAGUGAAAAGGGCGAGUCCGAGUGUAAACUUGUGAUCGAGUUAUUGUCAAUACACAAGUAAAUUUCUAUUUUUCCAAAAUAUUCGAUUGAUUUUUAUAAUUCAAGAUGAAGGGAUGCAUGUUUAACAUUGACGGUGGUUACUUGGAGGGGUUGUGCAGAGGAUUCAAAUGUGGAAUUCUUCAACAGAGUGAUUAUCUCAAUUUGGUGCAGUGUGAAACACUUGAAGACCUAAAGCUGCAUUUAGCUGGAACUGACUAUGGGAGUUUCUUGGCAAAUGAGCCCUCACCCCUGCAAGUCGGUGUGAUUGACGACAAACUCCGAGAAAAGCUCGUCAUCGAGUUCCAGCAUAUGCGCAACCACUCUGUAGAACCUCUGUCUCAAUUCCUGGACUUUAUCACGUACAGCUACAUGAUUGACAACAUCAUUUUGCUGAUUACGGGGACACUCCACCAGAGGCCCAUCUCGGAGCUGAUCCCCAAGUGUCAUCCUCUUGGUAGCUUCGAGCAGAUGGAAGCUAUUCAUGUGGCUGCUACUCCUGCUGAAUUAUAUAAUGCUGUUUUGGUCGAUACUCCACUGGCUCCAUUUUUCGUUGAUUGCAUCUCAGAACAGGAUUUAGACGAGAUGAACAUCGAAAUCAUAAGAAAUACUCUCUACAAAGCUUAUCUCGAGGCUUUCUACAAGUUUUGUAAAGACAUCGGAGGAACUACAGCUGAUGUUAUGUGUGAAAUUCUUGCGUUUGAAGCUGAUAGGCGAGCUAUCAUCAUCACCAUCAACUCAUUCGGCACUGAAUUGGGAAAAGAUGAUCGUGCGAAGCUGUAUCCUCGCUGUGGAAAAUUGAAUCCCGAUGGUUUAGCAGCUCUGGCGCGGGCUGAUGACUAUGAACAAGUAAAAGCAGUUGCUGAAUACUACGCGGAGUACAGUGCAUUAUUCGAAGGUGCUGGAAAUAAUCCCGGAGAUAAGACACUUGAGGAUAAAUUCUUCGAGCAUGAGGUACGUCUAAAUGUCAACGCCUUCCUUCAACAAUUCCACUUCGGUGUAUUUUACAGCUACUUGAAGCUAAAAGAACAAGAAUGCCGCAAUAUCGUAUGGAUAUCCGAGUGCGUUGCACAGAAACAUCGUGCUAAAAUCGACAAUUACAUUCCAAUCUUCUAAAAAAAUUUAGAAUUCUCAAUGGGGCAUCUGUUGAAAAUUGUUCAUAUUAUUUUCUCCAACGUGGGACCUACUUAAUCCCGAUGGAAACGCCAAUUAUUACCGUCGUUCUGUAUAAAAAAAUUGAUUUAUCAUCCACAAGAUAUGUAGUAUAAUGUUAAAUUUCAUGGAGAAAUGAAACGAAGGUUAAGUAAACUAAAUUAAUUAAUUUGCAAAUCAAUCAAUGAUUUAUUUCAUUUAAAUUACCUAAUUUCUGUUUAUCGAAUCAAAGAGUUAUAUAUUUAUAUUUGAAAGUUGCAAAAGGACAUAGGCAUUUUACGUGCAAAAUUUUGUAACGAAUUUCUGUGUAAUUAAUUGAUUUAGGAAAGUAUUAUUCUGCUCUGAGUUUUAUUGUUGGAAUUAAUUCGCUUAAAUGUCUAGGGGGGAAUAUACUGCAUUCCACUGUAAACCAUUAUUCACUAUGCGUGUAUGUAUCAUAAAUUACUUGUGAAAAAUAUAUUCAUAAAGACGAA